AUGAACACCGACUAUGAAAGCUACGACAACCAGUACGAGACGAUACGCCUCGCCGUAGAAGCAGAACAAUCGGCGCUUCUCCGCAUUUUACGGAGACAACCCUCAAUAUCCGUCGAGCUGGCCCCGUUUCUGCUGAUCGGGAUGGCCAUUUGCGAUUGUUUACAACUGAUCUCGCACUCAUUUUCGGGGUAUUUGAUGGCUACCGAUUUCUAUGCCAGCACGUCUGAUAAGAAUAUGCGCUGGCUGUUCGGCGCCGGGGUGACGAUCGGCUGGAAUGGGACGGCGUUUAGCCUCUGCCUAUUCUCACUUCAUCGAGCGCUUUUCCUGGCAAAGCCCGGGCUAGCGGCUAGGAUAUUCUCGAAACUCGUCAAUCGGUGGCGCUUCCGGAAGCCGCGGGACAAUUUUAUCCUCGUCGAGCUCCUCAUUUUCUGGCUAUUCGCCGUGGCCACCUGGGCCCUAUGGACGUUUAUGCCGCAAAAUGGGUCCCGCAACGCUGCGGCCACCUACGGAUUACGCUACGUGUGCAACGUGUUGCUGUGGAUGUUGUGGAACGUACUAAAACCGGCGGCCGCGCUCAGCCGCUCCGCCUACCGCAAAAUCGAGCGCCUCCUGGCGGCGCGCGGCCGCCAGAAGAUGAUCAGUCCCCAGCCGGCAUUACACGUUCUAUAU
Messenger RNA from Mesorhabditis spiculigera, 669 nucleotides. Lineage: Eukaryota; Metazoa; Nematoda; Chromadorea; Rhabditida; Rhabditidae. The record is from the annotation of a GenBank genome assembly.